UGUAUAUUUUUUGUAAUGUUUAGACUUGAUAAUAAUUACCAUGAAAUAUUUCAGUUGCAGAAUAUUGCUGCCUACAGAGCUAAAUUAAAGUUACAGAUGCCACCCAUGAUAGAAGUUCGUGAACCAGUUGAUGAAGUCUUAUCAAAAGAUCCAGAACUUCAAGGUUUUUUAAAUUGUAAAUUAGUUUUCACUGAUAUUUCUCCUGGAAUAUCUGCAAAGGAUCGAAUGAUAACAGUUAGGGAGACAGAUGGCACACUUCGAAAAGCAUCUUGGGAAGAAAGGUCAUAUAUGAAUCAAAUUUUUUUUCCUGAGCCAGGUCGAAGUUUAGAAACUCCAAAAUUAUUUGAAAGCCCAUAUCUUGAACGACUUCUUGAUGAAGAAUCGUAUAUUUUUGUUUUGGAUUCUGCUUGUAUUCAGUUUGAACCUGAUGAUCCUGAAUACCACAGGGUUACACAUGAAACGUAUGACCAUAUAAGGUUAAAGAAAAAAUUUGACAUUUUAAGGUCUACAAGACAUUUUGGACCAAUGGCAUUUUACUUUGCUUAUGAGAAAAACAUUGAUGCAUUGUUAGUGGAUAUGAUCGAAAGACAGUUAAUAAGUGAUGCAUUUGACACUAUUAGAUUACUGUACAUUUUACAUCCAGAAUUAAAACUUUUUGAAAAUAUUGAUGAAGUAAAUGAGUUGGAAUUUAUUCAGGACUAUAUCAACAGAAAUACUUCAUCUGAAAAGGCCAAUUUAGAACUUGCAUUUCAAACUUACUUAGAGAAGCAAACAAGUGCUGAGAAAGAAGAAUCUGUUAAUUAGUAUUGUUUAAAAUAAAAAAAAAAAGUUAAGAACUUUUUUUUUUAGUUCAGUAAGUUAUGUACAUAGUAUAUUUAUGAAAUAAAACUUUCUUAUCGCUUUA
Messenger RNA from Stegodyphus dumicola, 904 nucleotides. RefSeq names its product mitochondrial ribosomal protein S22 (gene mRpS22). NCBI's taxonomy places the organism in Eukaryota, Metazoa, Arthropoda, Arachnida, Araneae, Eresidae. The record is from RefSeq and is a predicted model, not a curated record. Gene Ontology annotation, cellular component: mitochondrial small ribosomal subunit. Gene Ontology annotation, molecular function: structural constituent of ribosome.